Molecule: messenger RNA, 474 nt
Organism: Homarus americanus (American lobster)
Lineage: Eukaryota; Metazoa; Arthropoda; Malacostraca; Decapoda; Nephropidae
Product: extensin-like
Exons: 1
Coding region: 1-474 (157 amino acids)
Source: RefSeq, a predicted model, not a curated record
AUGUGUUACACCUCCAGGAUACAGCCCCCAUGUGUUACACCUCUAGGAUACAGCCCCCAUGUGCUACACCUCCAGGAUACAGCCCCCAUGUGUUACACCUCCAGGAUAGAGCCCCCAUGUGUUACACCUCCAGGAUACAGCCCCAAAUGUUACACCUCCAGGAUACAGCCCCAUGUGUUACACCUCAGAUACAGCCCUUGUGUUACACCUCCAGGAUACAGCCCUAUGUGUUGCACCUCCAGGAUACACCCUAUGUGUUACACCUCCAGGGACAGCCCCAUGUGUUACACCUCCAGGAUACAGCCCCUAUGUGUUACACCUCCCAGGUACAGCCCCCAUGGCCACACUCCAGGAUACAGCCCCUAUGUAUUACACCUCAGGGAACAGCCCCCGUGCUACACCUCCACAGCCCCCAUGUCUUACACCUCCAGGAUACAGGCCCCAUGUCUACACCAGGAUACAAGGCGAACAUGA